Moneuplotes crassus is the source of this 1630-nucleotide messenger RNA. NCBI's taxonomy places the organism in Eukaryota, Ciliophora, Spirotrichea, Euplotida, Euplotidae. The record is from the annotation of a GenBank genome assembly.
AAUUUUUAGAGUAAGGAUGAACAACGAUUUUUAUCAUAUUGAUGGGGACAAGGACUUGUUGUCGGCGUUUUUGAACCAGGAUUCGAUACCUGAAGGUGAUAUGGACCCUGAUCAAAGUCCUAAGCAUCAUAUGCAGAAUUUGAAUUUUCUCUCAGCGUUUGAUUAUGACAGCAACAAUGGAGCAGUAGAUCUGGUUUAUAACCAAAUGAAGGAGAAGAAACUCCACCAAGUCACUAAAUUUGAUGAGGAUGAUGAUAAAUCUAGCUUGAAAUUAGCGCCAGAUUUAAAGGACAUCAAGGCAGAAUCGGAUGCAAGAAACGAAGCUGGGGACCUUUCAGGCAAGGAUCGUUCAAACUCGGAAGAAGAGAACAUUAUCAGAAUAAAUGAAAACAUGGAAGUGGAGCUACAGAAGGACCGCUCAGGGAUGGACACCAGUCAAGAUGCCGAUAAAGAGCAGAAUGGCAUGCAGGCAAGCAGCGACGGCGAGGGCGACGAAGAGUUUAAGAAGCCCAAAACUGCCAACAGUCGUAAAAGAGGAAGGCAGAAAUAAGCAAAAAUGGACAGAAAAUACCCAAGCUCGAAGAGAGAGGAACCGUAAAUCAGCCCAGCUUAGCAGGUUGAGGAAGAAGAACUUCGUGAAAUGACUUGAAGAUAAGGUGGCUGAUCUAGAAGCAGAAGUAAAGAGACAGAGGAUUAUUAUUGAGAACCAAAGAAAUCUUUCAAAGCUAUCCCAUACCUCUCAGGUUGAAACUAUGCAGCAAUUGCUCGGAGAGAGGCAAAUGCAGUAUGAGAAGUUGCUCUAUUUGCUUGAGAACAAGAGUAGCUUUGAUGAUAUUGAGAACCAAAUUGAAGCUUUAAAUAUACGUCAUGGCUCUUUUGGCAAGGAAAGGAAAAUAAUGCUUAAUAAAUUCUUUAAGAAUAUUAUUGACAAUGUGCUGCCGAACUAUGCUAAAUACCUUAUACAUGCAGCUGCCAAUGCUGAAGAGAAUGCUGGAGAAAAAGUUGAGAAAUUGAAAUAAAUUCAGCAAGUACCAGCUCACCGAGUUAAUGGAGAAAGGAGGUCUAGACGAAUGGGAAGAAAUUCUUGGCAUUCUCAACACCACCGCUGAGCAGAGGAGACAAAUUAUGGAAAUGAGAAAAGCACUCCAAUACUCCAGAAUAGAAUUUAAGGAAAUAGUCAAUGAGCUCCUUGAGAUGAAAAAGAAAAUUUUCAAGCAUAGUGGAAGGUUUGAGAAGGUAAUGGAUGAAAUGAGGAACAUUUUGAACCCUGAACAAGUGGGUAAGUUUCUAGUCUGGCUCGAAACUAAGAAAAACAAAGAUAGUCUUAACUCAUUUGAUUUAUGGGGGAUAACCAGGAUUCCCUUAGAGAAGAUCCGCCCUAAGGAUGAGCAGAUAGAGAUAGUCACCUCUGACCCAAGCUUAGCCAUCCCUAAGAGUGGUAAGACUAAGAGAAAAAGAUCCUGUAAGAGAAAAAGUAAAAACUUGCAGGCCCUUUUUGGACAAGGUGAAGGAAAAGAGGUUCAAGUAUUUAAUGACGGAGGUGGUCUUAUCGACUCAGAAGAGGAGCAUGACCAGCCUAUCAAUCUACUUUCUGAGUCAAAUAAUAUUAUAAAUCUUGAUUAAUGCAAAC